AAGAUAAUGGGGCUGACAGACAAGCUGAGCAAAUCCCCAGCUGGGUCAGACUGCAAAGGGCUGUCAGACACCAGAUCCAGUGCAGGCCCUCAGGGGUUUAUUAAGCAAUAGAAUGGCCCACUUGAUGUCACCAGAGGGUACGUACCAAGACAGCCUCCAUGGUAACUACUGUGGAGUAGCAGAAGGGGCCUCAGAAUAGGAUUCAGAAGACUACGAUUGCAGUCCACAGCUGACUCAUUGGCUUAACUCUGGGCUGAACCCGGACUCCCAGGGCCCAUGCUUACACCUGACAAAUGAUGGCCUGAGCUAUGAGCAAACAGGACUAUAUGAACAUUGCGGUGCAGGAGCCCCCUCUUGACUACUCCUUCCGAAGCAUCCACGUGAUCCAAGAUCUGACAAGCGAGGAGCCAAGGAGAGGGCUACGACCACUAAGGCACUCAAAGUCAGGGAAGUCACUGACCCAGUCCCUGUGGCUGAACAACAAUGUCCUCAAUGAUCUGAAAGACUUCAGCCAUGUGGUUUCACAGCUGCUGGAGCAUCCAGAGAAGCUGGCCUGGAUCGACCUGUCCUUCAAUGACCUGACUUCCAUUGACCCUGUCCUGACAACCUUCUUCAACCUGAGUGUUCUCUAUCUUCAUGGCAACAGCAUCCAGCGCCUGGGAGAGGUGAAUAAGCUGGCUGUCCUCCCUCGGCUCCGGAGCCUGACACUCCAUGGGAACCCCAUAGAGGAAGAGAAGGGGUAUAGCCCGAGUCUUCCCCACAGGCAAUAUGUGCUGUGCACCCUGCCCUGUGUCACCACGUUCGACUUCAGUGGGGUCACCAAAGCAGACCGCACCACAGCUGAAGUGUGGAAACGCAUGAACAUCAAGCCCAAGAAGGUCCGGAUCAAGCAGAAUACACUGUGAGGUUCCGAGGACCCCAGCAGUCCUAAAGGCCCAAAGAUGACCAGUUUGGUUUGAUAAUAAACGAGUUGAGCUGUUCAGAUCAGAA
Messenger RNA from Equus caballus (horse), 990 nucleotides. The record is from RefSeq and is a predicted model, not a curated record. Lineage: Eukaryota; Metazoa; Chordata; Mammalia; Perissodactyla; Equidae.